GGCAGGGGUGGCAGGGAGAGAGAGCAGGAGCUGUGGCAACGGGAGUGUAGGCAGAUAGCAUACAGGCAUGGGCUUGGGCUGGCUGUACGAUGCCGAGAGCGAGCCGAGGGCGCUGUUCUUCCUCUCGAUGAUCCUGGUCAUCGUCGUUGUUCUAGGCGCAGGAGUGGCGGCGGCUGGCUACGCCACUGAAGCCAUGGCUCGUAGAUCGUGCCUCUUCCUUGGAUUGCAGAAUGUGGGCGCCGCGGUGUUCUACUCGCUCACGUUGGCGGUCUUCACCGUCCAGCUCAACUACCACGCAUACAUCGACAUGCUCGCCGACGUGGGUCAAGUCCUCUUCCUUUGGGCUGUCAUCUUCCGAUCAUAUCGGCUCACCAUUGUCUUUGAUGUCCUUGCCCAGCAGGCGGCGUCGGCCAGCGCGCCGCCGCCUCCGCGGCUGAUGAUCACUGCCGACACUGCGGUGCGGCGGCAGACGCCGCCGUUUGAUAAUCAAGCCCUGGGUGCCCCCAAGACAGUCAACACCGGCUCAGUGGCGGCGGUGGAUUCGUUUAUGGCACACGACAUGCCCGGGCCAGGUAGCGCCAGGUCAGACAACGUGCCGCACGGCGACGACGAGGUGCGCUCGGUUGUCUCCAACGCCGAGUCUGUCCACUCGGAAGUCCUCGCUGCUAUAGCCUCGCCGUUUGUCUCGCAGCCGACGGUCCAGCCUGCGUCGGCCGAGCGGCUGCCGUGGGGUCCAUCGGAGCGGACGCGGCUGCUCUCGACGGCGUCGCUGACAUCGACGCUGCUCGGCUCGUCGAUGGACGGUGGCGGCGAGUCGGGCAAGCGGCUGUCAAACGUCUGGCUGCUCAAGCGGUACGUGCUGUGCGUCAGCAUUUGGGUUGCCUUUGCCUGGGCAUGGAAUCUGGUUGAGCAAAUAGACGCGAACGAGACGGUGCUUGUCGAUGUCAAGAUCGCGCUGGGCGUCUUGUCCGGCGUCGUGUACACGGCCAUCUUUGGCUACUGCCUGUUCAUUCUGCGGUCUGUCGACCGCAAGUUCACCCAGUCGAAGGAGCUGGUCAUCAUGGCGCUUGUCUGCAUCAUGACGCGGGUGGCCAUCAUCUGGAAAGUCUCGUCGCGGUCGUCAUUCGACACCUUUCAGGCCAUUCCGGUCUACAUUCUCCUUGGCUCGCUCACCUUGUACAUCCUUGUCUCGUCGCUCUAUCCAGCAAUUCUUGUCGUCCGCGAGCUGACCUGCCUACGCGCCGCAGGCUCAUACCACUUCAUGCAGCUGUACGACUCGAAUGAGGCAUCGCCCGCGACGUCGAUGCGGGCCCGGCGGGCGCCGCUGUUUGAGGCGCGCCUCCGGCACCACGACGUCCACACGGUAGCAUCGCUCUCGAAGAAACGCUAGGUCUCACCGUCAGCGGCAGCAGCAGCAGCGUCGUAGGCG
This is a messenger RNA of Thecamonas trahens ATCC 50062, 1429 nucleotides long. RefSeq lists its product as uncharacterized. Lineage: Eukaryota; Apusomonadida; Apusomonadidae. The transcript has a single exon. The record is from RefSeq and is a predicted model, not a curated record. The coding region runs from base 68 to 1390 and encodes 440 amino acids.